AUGGUAGAAAAUUCCGCCUUACAUUUAAUCAAUAAAAAAAGCUCUGAACGAAGUGGUGAUAUUUCCAUCCUGCUAAUGGAACAUGAAACUGCAUCAGUCGCGUCUCUCACUCCAAUUCUUAGAAGCUUUUCAUACAAUGUGAUAAAUGUGAAUGCGGCAAGUAAGGCUGUAUCAAUAAUCGAAAAACAAAAGGACAUUGGACUUGUCAUAGCCAACAUUGAAAUGCCUCACAUAGAUUCACAUUCCUUCCACACUUCUUUGAUUCACAGGGAUGUUCCUCUGAUAUUGAUUAGUUCAGAGUCAAAGACAGAAAAAAUAUCAAAUUUUUUGACAAAAAGAGCGUGUUAUUCUCUAAAGAAGCCGGUUUCAGAGAGAGACAUCACAAACAUCUGGCAGCAUGUAUUGCCUAAGAAGAACCAAGAGUUAGAGAAAAUUCUCACAGCUACAGACCAAGAGGACAAGAUCAACAAAAAUAUAAAUGAUAUUGAAGCUUUCAGAGAGAAAAUUAGGAGGCAGACAAGUCAAUCAUCUUUGCUAGGAAGACAACCAUUCAAAGAAGUAUUCACAACUUUUGAAACGUAUCAGAAAAGAAGAAAUGAUGCAGAUGCUAAAUGGAAAACCAAACUAGUAUGUCCCAUUGAGAUUGAAGAUACGAGAGAGGAAGGAAAUCAAACAGAGAGUAAUGUUGGAAGACGCAAGAUUAUAUGGACUCGUGAGCGUCGCAUGAAAUUUUUGUCUGCCAUCUCCAUUUUGGGCGAAAAAGAUUCUCAUCCCAAAUCCAUAUUGAGGAUUAUGAAUGACCCAAAUUUGACUCACCGCCAAGUCUCUAGCCACCUUCAGAAACAUAAAGCUCAAAUUGAACGAACAAAUGACACAUUAUCGAGAGAUGAAUGGAGAUCGGUAGAUAACACAUUCAAAUACCCUUCAAAUGAGGAAAUUCCUUUCAAAGUAUGCAAUCCAGCAAACAAUUUUGUUUCAGGUAAGUCAUUGUUGUAUUCCUUUAAGAAGAAACUUCUCAUCAUCAUCUUUUGCUGA
Thlaspi arvense is the source of this 1035-nucleotide messenger RNA. The record is from the annotation of a GenBank genome assembly. NCBI's taxonomy places the organism in Eukaryota, Viridiplantae, Streptophyta, Magnoliopsida, Brassicales, Brassicaceae.